AUGCCGAAACAUUCAAGAAUACGGCCAGCAUAUGAUCUGGAUUCUUCGGGUAGCGAAGCGAACUACCAGCCAAGAAAUCUUCCAAACAGUCUGAGGAGCCUGAAAACACCACAAGAAGAUGAUGACUUAGCUUCCGUGCCAUUUGGAACUUUGCGUGAUGCUCAAUCUAAAUUACAGAAUGAAAGGACCAGUCGAGACAGUGAUAGUGACUCCGAAGGUUUUUUCGAAGAGUCUGAUUCAGAUUCGGGCCCAGAAGCGUCCAAAACCAGUACUCAUAAAAAGAGGAGUAAACAUGCACCGGCUGAAGCAUCAAGCAAAAAGCCGGUCUCUAGGAUUAGAGACAUCCAAGGUCUACCUUCGAGAAAGUCUCAGACAUUACAUACAGACAUCCGGUUCGAUGCGGCUUAUGGUAAGGCUGAUUUGACGCAAACUAGAAAGAAUUAUGCCUUUUUGGAUGAGUAUCGUAAACAGGAAAUUUCAAAUAUGGAACAGAUUUUAAAGGAUAAGAAGUCAAGGUUGGGUGAAGAUGAAAAAGAGGAAAUCAGGUUGAAGCUUCAAUCGUUGAAAUCGAGAAUGGAUACUUUAAAGAAUCGUGACUUGGAAGACCAGCUUUUGAAAGAAUACAAAAAGAAACAAUAUCAGAAUGUGAAGGAGGGCAAAUCAAGCCAACCAUACUUUUUGAAACGUGGUGAUAAGAGAAAGAUUUUACAAAAGGCCAAAUAUGAUAGCAUGAAACCUAAGCAGAGAGAAAAGGCCAUGGAAAGAAAGAGAAAGAGAAGAUUAGGAAAAGAGUUUAGACAGUUGGAGUUUAGACCUCGUAACGAGUAG
Messenger RNA from Lodderomyces theae, 828 nucleotides. RefSeq names its product rRNA-processing protein. Gene Ontology annotation, biological process: maturation of SSU-rRNA from tricistronic rRNA transcript (SSU-rRNA, 5.8S rRNA, LSU-rRNA). The record is from RefSeq and is a predicted model, not a curated record. The transcript has a single exon. Bases 1 to 828 code for a protein of 275 amino acids. Lineage: Eukaryota; Fungi; Ascomycota; Pichiomycetes; Serinales; Debaryomycetaceae. Gene Ontology annotation, cellular component: 90S preribosome; nucleolus.